UGUUUUGUUUUCCUUUAAAUAGUGGUUUCUGUACCCAAAGGCCUGCAAUUCUAAUGACACACUUUAUGGUAUCCUUGCCUGGGAAUAACGCAUGACAGGCUACAAUCUGUCCUCUCUCAUGGUCCCCUCACACUUGUUUGCUUUUUAAAAACCCUUGUGGAAAUGGCUUGCCAUUGAGUUUCCCUUGGGUAGCUGGGAAGGACCCCAAUCUCAAAAAUGAAAAUAUUAGAUGUGAAGGUGAUUUGAACAAGGAACAAAAAGCCUGUGUUCUAGUGCUGGCACUGCCAUUAUUACCCAUGUGAACUCUGGAAAAUCUCCAGAUCUCUAUGGGUUGUGGUUUCCUCAUGGGUAAAAUUGGGAUACUAAUACCUACCUCACGGGGUUGUUGUGAGGAUUAAAUGUGCUCUGUAAGCUGUUGUACUACAUAAAUACUUGCAAUUUUUUGUUAUGAUUUAAGAGCCAUUUAAAAAUAUUCCCUGUCCAUAUGGCAGACACGCUAACAUUUGUACUAUCUGAUCAAGGGUUUUCAUGGUCAGAUAGUGGAUAUUUAAAUCACUGGAGCAAAAUUUUAUGUUUCUGUGUAAAUAUUUUUGUGUGGAGAAGGUCCAUAGUUUUCAUUGGUUUUCUAAAAGGGGUCCAUUAUCCUAAAAAGGUAAAAGACAGUGCUUUAGAACUGAAAAAUGGGACUCAGUAAUGGAAAUAAGUUUAUUGCUUCCAGAAGCUCCCUCUUAACGCAUAUGCAGUAGAAAUUCCAAUGCUUUUUAGAUAGUGAAAUUGUUAAUGUGGCCUGGUGACUGACUCUACAGAACAUUUGAAGUUGAGACAGAAAACCUUGGCCAUAUGGUCAUGGUAGCCAUUGGGUUAUCCAACUGCAGUGUGAAGGUGGAGAUAAAACAAAUUAUUAGCCAUGUGGCCCUAAGAAAGUCACCUUACCUCAUGGGGUCCAUUACCUCAUUUGUAAAGUGAGGGGUUGACCUCAAAGAUUUCCAAAAUUCCGAGUUUGAACUCUCUAGGGAAGUGCGAUCAAAACUGGACUUGGACGGAGCCCUUCAUGGCGAAAAUGAAUUGGGCUUUGUGUAAGAGAAGAAAGGAGUGUCAGGGAGAGGGGGAGGGGCAGAGAAUGCAAGGAGCCCCAUUCUUGAUAAAGAUGGGAAGCAAGCCUGUUGAAGUGAAGAGGCAGAAUGAUUGGGGCAGAAAGAGAGCUGGUGUGCUACUCCUGAAGAUCCAAAACUCCGGUGGAUCAGAGACUCAGCCUCUACCUUUCACCCUGGGCCUGACUUGCCGGAACAGAGUUGACCCUAGGGGAACAAAUCCUCUGCACUCACAGCACUUCCAGUUCUCACAGAAGCAAAUGCCUGGAGUCUGCCCUCUUCCCACAUCAAGUGGUUUGGCUACUUAAGGAAAAUGCUGCCCUACAAAUGCCUCAAGGCCCAAGCUCUGGAAAACUGCACUCCUUGGUUUGGAAGCAGCACUGACUGAAGCAGGGUUCUUUGGAAACAGACAAGUGUUGAUUUCAUAAUCAAGAAGAAAGUCAGACCUCUAACUAUGGAUACAGCCUGCAGCUAUGGGCUUAAAUGAACGAAUGACUGGAGUGUAUCUUGGGAGGGCUUCUUGCCACCACUCUCCCCCGCAGCCUCGGAGGAUGAGGCUCCUCAGGAAACUCCGCGCCUCCGCUCCGGAGCCCGCUUUCUCCAACGUGCUCACGCCGGCCCGCAUCCCCGAGUUCUGCAUCCCGCCGCGACUGUCCGCGUCUUGCGCGACCGAGUCCCCGCUUCCGGCCGCCUCUCUGCCCCGGCGCUGCGCAGCCGAGCGGGACCUGUGGCCCAGAGCCGCCGACGACGGCGCGGCGCACACGGACUGGGACCCGCGCUCGCAGGCAGCGCUGUCGCUGCCGCACCUGCCCCGCGCGCUCACCGCCUACGGCUUCUGCGCGCUGCUCGAGAGCCCGCACACCCGCCGCAAGGAGUCGCUCUUCCUCGGGGGCCCCGCCGCCGCCCCGCUCGCGCCCCGGGACGCAGCUCCCGCCUCCGCCCCCGCGCUCCCCGCGGGCCCCCGCGCGCCCCCGGACGCGCCCGCCCCGCCGCUCCGCGCCCGCCGCCUCCUGCGCGCGCCGCAAGGGCUGCUGCGCCGCGCGCUGCGGGCCCGGAGGAGCCGAGGCCCGGCCCGCGCCCGCUCCGUGUCCAGCGGCGACGGCGACGAGGACGAGGAGCGCGGCGCCGUCUCGGGGCCCGGGCCCCAGGCCGCGUCCGCGUCCCCACCGCCGCCGCUGCCCUGCGCCGGCCCGCGGCCCGAGCGCCUGGAGGCCGAGGGCACCGUGGGCCUGGGCCGCGCCGGGGGCGCCCUGCGCCUGGCCGCCGAGUACAGCCGCGCCAGCGGGCGGCUCCGCGUCCGGCUGCUGGGCGCCGAGGGCCCGGCCGCGGGGACCGCCGCGUCGCCCGCCGUCGGCUGCCGCGUCAGCUUCGUCCUGCGGCCGCCGGGCCAGACGCGCUCGCAGCGCAGCGCCGUGGUCCCGCGGAGCCGCAAGGCCGCCUUCGACCAGGACCUGUGCGUGGACGGACUGUCGGAGGACCAGGUGCGCCGCCUGGCCGUGCGGGUCCAGGCCGAGCCGCGGGGUCGCGGCCUGGAGCGGGGCGGCCAGCGGGGCCAGGGCGAGCUGCUGCUGGGCUCCCUGCUGCUGCCCUGAGGCCGCCCGGGCCCCAGAGCGUCCCCUCGGGGCGCGCCCGGCGCGCUGGGGGCUCGGACACGGACAGCCACCUCGGACAAA
Hyaena hyaena (striped hyena) is the source of this 2764-nucleotide messenger RNA. RefSeq names its product C2 calcium-dependent domain-containing protein 4A-like. The transcript has 4 exons. The record is from RefSeq and is a predicted model, not a curated record. NCBI's taxonomy places the organism in Eukaryota, Metazoa, Chordata, Mammalia, Carnivora, Hyaenidae. Bases 1565 to 2683 code for a protein of 372 amino acids.